This is a messenger RNA of Sparassis crispa, 567 nucleotides long. RefSeq lists its product with no specific name. Bases 1 to 567 code for a protein of 188 amino acids. The transcript is spliced from 6 exons. NCBI's taxonomy places the organism in Eukaryota, Fungi, Basidiomycota, Agaricomycetes, Polyporales, Sparassidaceae. The record is from RefSeq and is a predicted model, not a curated record.
AUGAAAUCGGAGCAUAUUCUGCAGGGCGUUAUUGCUGUAAUCAUUGCUCUUUCUGUCCCUGUGAGCUCUCGCAAGUCCGGAGUGGAAGCUUGCGAUGGUGGAGAAGUGAUCGCAACCUCUUCGAUCGCGAAGGAAGAUGCAGUCAUUUCGGUUGCUACGCAGACCUGUCCCGGAAUCCUCAGCACUCGUCGUUCCAAUCGGUUGUCGAAGCGCCAGUAUACUCUCCCAUGCACCUCCAGCUGCUCGAUGGAUUGUUUGAAUCUUGGGCCCUAUCCGAACAUGUCCGACUGUGAAUUCAUCGCAAGCACUCUGUUCAACCAAACCGAUUCGGCCUUAUUUCUUGCACCUUCGCAAACCAAGACAACCUUUUCCUACAGCACCUGUGCCAUGGUCUUCUACAACUAUGACAGUAUCGACUACGAGGUUUGUUAUCACAUGGUGGGUAAUGCUGCAAUAUUCGUAGAUAACACUUGCUUUGCUGGCCCUUCUGGUUCAAAUGGAGGAUACUGCAUUGCCGCCCCCUUUGAAGCUUAUAACCAAUGGCAGCUUGAGGUAUACGCGCCUUAA